Molecule: messenger RNA, 1266 nt
Organism: Armigeres subalbatus
Lineage: Eukaryota; Metazoa; Arthropoda; Insecta; Diptera; Culicidae
Product: cuticle protein 19-like
Exons: 2
Coding region: 318-689 (123 amino acids)
Cellular component (GO): extracellular matrix
Source: RefSeq, a predicted model, not a curated record
AUGUUUCAUUCAUCUGUACAUUCUCAAAUGUAGAAGAAAUGACACAUGAUUGAAAAUGCAAAGCAUCAUAACGAAAUGCCUAAUCAAAUUUCUUAAGCGACACACAUUGCAUGUGCACCCAACUCACAUGUCGCUAACAAUCGAUUACUGUGAACAAAAUUGAUCCAAUUGCCGAUGGUCAUUAUCGUGAUGCUUUUCAUUAUUUCACUAUAAAUGUUCGCAGCUCAGUGAUGCUCAUCAUCAGUCAAUUCACAGCAUCCAGUCAGCGUCAACAGUAGCAGCAUCAGCAGCAGAGAAAACCUAAUUAGUGAUCCAAAAUGCACAAGAUCAUCGCAAUUGCUGCCUGCUUCGUUGCUGUUGCUGUUGCCCUUCCGUACAAACACGCUCCCGCGGCACAUUACCAGGAACCCAAGGAAGACUACCACCACCAACCCGCGCAGUACAAGUUCGAGUACGGCGUGAAGGAUGCCCACUCCGGUGAUCACAAGGCCCAGUGGGAACAGCGGGAUGGAAAGCACGUGAAGGGUCAAUACACCCUGGAGGAAGCCGACGGUGGUCAUCGCGUGGUGGAGUACGAAUCCGAUGCCCAUGGCGGAAUCAAUUUCCACGUUUCGAAGCUUGGCGGACACGGGUUUAAGUCGUAUGAACCAGCACCAGUUGUUCCUAGUUUUAAGAAAUCUCGGUAUUGAGUCUGUUGUUGCCAAAUUAGCCAUAGUUAGAUAUGUUAGCUUCAUAUCAAAUUAUUUGUUGAUGUAUGUAGUAAGAGUGUAAUCGAGAAUAGUUCAUCAUACUGACUAAGUUCAUCUCAUUCGCCUAAUCUCAAUUUACCGAGGCAAAAUCUUUGUAUUGAGCCCAGAAUUUCCAAAUAUUUUUAGUUAUUAACAUUAGAACCUAAUUAUAGGAUUUUGAUUCUCUACACGUUUGCUGAAAUAUUGAGGGCAGUAAGAACAUAACAUCGAAACAAUCGUAAUCUAUAUAGAGCUUAAUUUUCAGACAAAAGAUAGGGGAAAUUGCCAUAUAUUGCACGGCUAAUUAUUUUGCUUACUGUUGAACACCCCAUAAAGAAUGCACGGAGUGUUCAACAAUAGGUGAAGAUUUUAGUAAAUGGCGAAUUUCUCUAUCUUUUCAAAUGACAAAUGUAAAUUACUUAGUUUUUGGAAUCAACUGUUGCAAACGUUUCUAUUUCAAUUUUCAAAAUGUUGUACUGUAUCGGAUAAGUUUAUACGGAACAUAAUUUUUUCUCAGUAAACCGCGCAUGAAUUUUGU